Molecule: messenger RNA, 3597 nt
Organism: Uloborus diversus
Lineage: Eukaryota; Metazoa; Arthropoda; Arachnida; Araneae; Uloboridae
Exons: 15
Coding region: 1-3597 (1198 amino acids)
Biological process (GO): AMP catabolic process
Cellular component (GO): plasma membrane
Molecular function (GO): nucleic acid binding; 5'-nucleotidase activity
Source: RefSeq, a predicted model, not a curated record
AUGGAAAAUACACUCCUGUCAAAUUAUGGUCACAAACAUGUUGUGGAAGAGAAUAUUCGACGUAUGAACUGGCCCUCGAGCUCUCCGGAUCUCAAUCCUAUUGAACAUGUUUGGGAUGGUCCGGAAGAGCCGUUGCGUAAUUCUGUGCAGCGAGAAUCGGCGUGUCAAGGCCCAAAAACUUCCCACUCUGCAAGCAUUUACCCUUCCGGUAGUCAUGGUUAUGGUACCCUGAACUUUUUCCCCACGUCGCACAUUUUAAGGUAUGGAUCGGCAGAGUUUAAUUUAACUGUAGUACAUCUUACGGAUUUGCAUUCACAUUGGUUUGAAUUUGGGGAAAAUGGUCGCCUUUGUACUCCAGAGGAAUCUGCAGCUGGGAAAUGUUUAGGAGGAUUUUCGAGGCAUGUCUCUUUCAUUCGGCAGAUCCGUGAGAAAGAGAAAAAUGUUCUAGUUCUGAGUUCUGGAGAUUUUUUCUUGGGCCGCUCUCUGAAUGCUGAGCACGGAUGGAGGUUGGCGCAUGUUUUGCUCCCACGCCUGGGCCUGGAUGCUAUGAGUUUAUCCAAUCACGAUUUUGAUAGUGGAACUCUCGAACUAUCUGGAUUUCUUUAUGCGAUGGAUUUUCCGGUGCUGUGCGCCAAUAUGCAGGCUAGGAACACCAGUUUCUUGUACAGCAGGAUUAACAAGAGUGCAGUUAUCGAUGUUGGUGGCGAAAAGAUUGGAAUUGUGGGAUACAUACAUCCUGAUACGCUGAUGAAAACUAAAAAAGCCGCCAGCUUCACGUUUAGCCCCGAAAUCCCCGCCUUGGAAGCAGAAGUGAGGAAUUUGGAAGCGCAAGGCAUCAACAAGAUUAUUGCUAUUGGUCAUUCCGGCUAUUACACUGACUUGGAGAUUGCUAAGAAAGUGAAAGGCUUGGACAUUGUGAUGGGUGGCGACUCGGACAUUGUGCACUAUGAGCCAGAAAGUAACAGACGACAUUAUCCAAAAGAUACCAUCGAACAGCGGCCGGUCAACAAGACUCUGGUUCUGCACAUCCCACAGUUCGGAGAAUACGUUGGAGUUCUCAGAGUAACCUUCGAUGACGAUGGCAAGAUCAUCCACGAGAGUGGAGAAGCCGUUCGCUUGGACAACAAUGUUCCGCAAGAUAAGGAAACCGUUAAACAUCUUGCCUAUGCAGUAGAAGCACUGGAAAAGAUCAUCGAGCACAGCAGACUACCAGACCGCAGAGAAAUCCUUGGAGUGGCUCUGGGAGAUUUUGACGGCACGGCCCGUGAUUGUCGCAUCGGUCAGUGUACGCUGGGCAACCUGGUGGCAGACGCCAUAUUGUAUGAAUACCUCUCCAACUACAUUAAAGAUCUGCCUCCCCUCGUGAACUCGGAAAAGUGGGGACGUAUUGAUGCGGUGUUGAUCAACUCGGGAAUGAUUCGGCAUUCUCUACACACUGGAAACAUCACUAUAAAGGAGCUUCUCCAUUGCCUAUUUGCCGGCGAUUUUGUUAACAGGGUGCAUAUGCCAGGACAGAAACUACGCGAACUGUUGGAACACUCUGUAUGGAAUUACGAUCCGGCUGGCGUCACCGCGUCUGGUUCUUUCUUGCAAGUUUCAGGUCUUAAAGUCACUUAUGAUAUGAGCAUGCCUCCUGGACAACGUGUGAAAAGCCUGCUGAUUCGUUGCAGUAACAGUUCUGUUAUCUUCACUGAUUGCUAUGAGCCAGUGAAGCCUUACCGCACUUAUUUCAUAGCUAUGAUUGGAUACUUAAAGAAUGGAGGUGACGGCUUUGAAAAAUUUGACGACAUCGAUCCGGAAGAUUUUGGGCAACCUGAGAUUUUACUCAUUGUCGACUAUUUACGGACAGUUUAUGAAGUUCGUCCACAAAUGGAUGAUAGAAUUUCAUUAAUAAACCUAACACCUAUUCACCAGAAACUUACAAAAGCACCAAUGAUGCCCACACGAAAUAUAUUACUUGCACCUCCUUUGACAACGUCUGCCAUGACACUUGACGUGGAAAACAAAGUAACAGAAACGGAAGUAAAUACAAGAGUUGAUGACACACUCUUUUCUAAAGAUGAUGUUCAUGCAAGUGUAGUUGCCACUAACGUUACCAGUUUUAAUGAUGCAGCAAAUUUAGAGAUAAGUAAGAGGUCAAACGAAAGCGUAAAUGUUUCUUAUGAUGCUGAUGAAAAACCAUCAGGAAAAUACGACAAUGUGUCACAUGUUGAGAAACGUGACAGUUUGGAUCCUUCUGGACAAAUAGGAGAAGCAGCCCGUGGAUUUAUUAUUAUUGAACUUCCAGAAAUUAAACACCCACAAGUUAUCAAUAAAUCAAGGAAUAGCGAUUUGGUUAACCAUAAUCCGGAAAGGGACUUUACUGAUAAGGAAAACAAAAAUAACGCCAACGUCUCUGUAAAAGAUCACUCUCAAAAUGAAGGUACAUAUAGUACAGUGAGUGACGAAGCUGUCGAAACUGAGAAUUCUCUGAAGCCAUGUACAAUAGGUCACAAGACAAUAAAGAAGCAACUUCUUGAAGAAUUUAUGAAUUUAUUGAAUAGUUCCAUUCAUAAGAGUCAAGCAAAUGGUACUCUUGGGAAAGAACAAGUUUCUUUUACAAAUCUUAGUAGUCAUAGCACCAAGAGAGAGCAAGAUCAAUACAAAACAGUUCCUACGAAUAAAGACAUUCUGGAAUAUGAAAAUAGUCAAGAGCAAAUGUCUCAUGAAAGCGGUCCCGUGUUAAAUCAUGCAAUGGAGGUGAGAAUGAAUGUAACUGAUGAAUCUCUUUUUUCAAGAUUACAUGAGCCAUUUACAUUGACCCAUCCGAUUUUUCAAGGACCAGAAAGAUUCCAACAAGAAAGUGAAAAUAAAUCGAGCAACAGGUUUUCCACAAAUUAUUCACAUGCUCACAUAAUGAUUGGAGCAGCUGCAAAUCAUCUUGAAAACACAUCAAAUGAAACAAAUAUUCCUUUAGAUAUUUUCAAAACAGAUGAACUUCUGACAAGGAUGACUGAGAAUAGCAUUUUAGAUACUCCCUCUAAUGUCGAGUUCUCUACUGAGCUUGAAAAGGCAUGCAUGUUUCCUGCCUUGAGUGUCAACCAGAUAAAUCUUCCUUCGUUGACGGACUUUGUUGCUAUCGCAGCAGAACAGAAGUUGGAUACAGAGCUACAGAAACUUCUUGUUUGUACGCCGCCGGAAAAUAGCCUCAACCUACAGCCCAUGCAGCUUGGCCAGGGCACAACUCUAUAUUGUGAUGUGCGAGAUGCAAUUUUAGAUACUCCCUCUAAUGUCGAGUUCUCUACUGAGCUUGAAAAGGCAUGCAUGUUUCCUGCCUUGAGUGUCAACCAGAUAAAUCUUCCUUCGUUGACGGACUUUGUUGCUAUCGCAGCAGAACAGAAGUUGGAUACAGAGCUACAGAAACUUCUUGUUUGUACGCCGCCGGAAAAUAGCCUCAACCUACAGCCCAUGCAGCUUGGCCAGGGCACAACUCUAUAUUGUGAUGUGCGAGAUGCAAAAAUGGUGUACGGCUCAUCUUUGCGUCUUCCAGGAGAGUUUUUCCAGCCCAUGGACACCAGCAUAGUCCUCGACCCUACCAAGUUUGUGCACAAGCUGUGA